Cooperia oncophora is the source of this 822-nucleotide messenger RNA. The record is from the annotation of a GenBank genome assembly. NCBI's taxonomy places the organism in Eukaryota, Metazoa, Nematoda, Chromadorea, Rhabditida, Trichostrongylidae.
AUGUGGGCUAAGGUGAAGUUGAUAAACUACCAUUACUAUGGACAUUUUCUCUUCGGAAUCCUUCCAUGUAUGAUUGGUUUGGGUGGUCAACUACCUGAACUUCUCGAUUAUAUGAAUGACCAAGAAAAUAGUAAUACACCUACGUUCAAGCAUAGAUACAGCAAGAUGUGGGGUUGCGGUUUCGAUGAACACGAUGAAGAGUCUACGGAUCUUGCCGUCAUUAAACAGCAAUUCAUGCAUGAACCAGUUAUAAGUUCUUUCGCUUUUCCGCAACCUCCUUUAGGUAUACAGGCCAAAGACUUCGUGGCAACCCAUUUUGGUAAAGAUGCGAAGAAUAUGCAGUUCCGGAAGGGUACAACUACUUUGGCUUUCAUUUAUGAACCUGCCACAGCUAAUGACAAGGGUGGCAUAAUCGUCGCUGUCGACUCACGAGCUUCUUCUGGAGAAUAUAUCUCCUCAAAGUCAGUUAUGAAGAUUUUGGAUAUUGGUGAUCGUAUGGUUGCUACAAUGGCAGGAGGUGCUGCAGAUUGUCAAUUUUGGACGCGAACUGUUGCCAAGUACUGCAACCUGUUUGAGCUGCGAGAAAAGACACAAAUUACUGUGAGCGCUGCUAGCAAGUACUUUGCCAAUGUUCUUUAUGGAUAUCGUGGCAUGGGUCUAUCUGUGGGAUCCAUGAUUGCUGGCUAUGACAAGAGAGGACCCCAGAUUUUCAAAGUUGAUAGUGACGGUGACAGAUGCCAGUUGCGAAUGUGCAGUGUUGGAUCAGGUUCUUUGAACGCGUAUGGUAUCCUAGGAUACCCAUUACAAACCAAAGAUGACUGA